This is a messenger RNA of Trichomycterus rosablanca, 5588 nucleotides long. It is a transcript of the gene spag5, whose product is annotated as sperm associated antigen 5. Lineage: Eukaryota; Metazoa; Chordata; Actinopteri; Siluriformes; Trichomycteridae. The coding region runs from base 118 to 5502 and encodes 1794 amino acids. Gene Ontology annotation, biological process: regulation of attachment of spindle microtubules to kinetochore; cell division. The transcript has 26 exons. The record is from RefSeq and is a predicted model, not a curated record.
GUUGAUCUGUGUGGAAGUUUGAACAGCGCGGCGGUUAAAAACAGCAAAUCAUUCAGAUCAGAUUAGUGGUGAUAAAAGAGCUUCAUCACACUGCAGAAGAAGCUUCCAGCUGAAGCCAUGUCCUCUAACAGGGCGCCUCCCUCGGUGAGGUUAGAUCGAGCUCCACUGCGUGAUGUACAGAAUGAAAGAUCAGAGCAGCAGAACCACCACUCUUCACCCGCUGCUAAAACUGACCCACCGCCGAACAGGAGCGGCGCUCAGGCUACGCAGAAGGAAAACCUUCCAGCUUCAUCCAUCACCACGAGCGAUCAUAAAUCCUUCACAUGUAUCGGAGGGGAGCUGGAUAUAUCCAACACAUCCGUAACCUCAGAUCACUCUCUUCUCAUCAAGGAACUCGUCUCUUCCAAGGUUCCUCAAGCUCUCAAUUUCACAACCGAACUCGAAGAAGAACCAGAUCAUCCAUACUGCAGUCGCACCUCAGUCCAGCCUCAGCCUGCAGACCUCACCUUCGGGUCCUUCACGUGUCCAGGAGGAGAAGUUCAGAUCUCAGAAUCGAUCGUUGCAGAAGGUCCAGAACCGGAGAUGAAAGAUCUAGAACUGGAGAACCCAUCAAACAGUCUCGGAGAAGAUCCUGAGGAACACGCUGAGCUUCCAAGUCGUCACUUUGAUCAUCUGUACUGCCGUGAAUCGUCUGACCCAACGAAGAUCAGCGAUGACGCUGGAGACGUCACCUUCAAGUCCUUCACCUGUCCAGGAGGAGAAGUUCAGAUCUCAGACCUUUCCCUCGGACCUGAUGAGUCCAUCAUCGCUGAAGGUCCACGACAAAGUAUCGAAGAUCAGACGUCUGAUCAUCCGUACUCCUGCCAACCAGCCGAGGAACCCAAAAAGGCGUUAAACAUCACCUUCAAGUCCUUCACUUGUCCAGGAGGAGAAGUUCAGAUCACUGAUGAGUUGCAUGAACAAGAAGAAUCUGUUAUUGCUGAAGGUCCAGGGCUGGAGAACUCACCAACCAGUCUUGGAGAAGAUCUUGAGGAACACACGGAACUCCCAAGUCGUCAUUUUGAUCAUCUGUACUGCCAUGACCCAACGAAGAUCGAUGUUAGCUCGGUCAGUGGUGCACCUACGUCCACCAGCGCUGGAGACGUCACCUUCAAGUCCUUCACCUGCCCAGGAGGAGAAGUUCAGAUCACUGAUGGAACACUCGUCCAAGACCAGUCAGGAUCAAUUAUUGAUCAGGGACCAGAACCUGAAAUUAAAGAUCCAGAUCUGGACAAUCUCUCCAGAACUCUUGAUGAUGAGAUUCCUGAGGAACACGCAGAGCUUCUCGAUGCUCAUCAUGAUCAUCCUUACUUCCAUCCCGAGACGUUGUCUGCUUCUGAAGGUCAUGAGUGUCCUGGUGAAGGUCCUGGCACCUCCACUAGUGGUCUUCCAAAUGCAGGGGAGCUACAAGAUGACGUAGAAUGUAGUGGGAGCUCCAAUAGUUCUUCCAACCUGAUGGAUCCAUGUGCCGUCUCAUCAAUGGAGCAGCAAGAUUUUCCAAAUCUGCCGGCUCCAAGAUCUUCCACCGAGAUCGUCUCAUGUAGUGAUAAUGUCAGCACUGGAGGUGACCUUCCAAACCUGGUGAACCCAGAAGCUUCUGUUACCAUGGAGGGUCAAGAGAACGUUCAAAAUUCUGCAGGUCUCAACACCACCACACCAACUAAAGGUCAACAGAUCAUCCUGAGUAGCGCUCUGGUCCAAAAACUUGAAGGUUCUGCUACAGUGGAACAAAACGACUCCACUGUUUAUGGUCACGUCACAGAUCUUUCGAGAUCCACAGUAACAGAGAGCCGGGAAGAUCUCUCACCUGGUGGUUGUGUCCAAAAUCUGGAGAAUCCGAAGGCCUCCUCAGGAACGGAGUGUCCAGAAGACUUUGCUCUUAAUGCUGAACCUAAUGCAUGCCUUAUAAUUCUGGCAGGUUCACCAGCCUGUGCAGAAUUGGAGGUUCCAAAGGGUGUGAUGUUCUGCUCUCCUGGAGAUGAAGCUGACAUUGAGACCUACAGGACGUCUGAGAACGUCUGUGGAGGAACUGGUGGUGGAAUCGAUCAGCGUCUUUAUUCUAACGUUGAGAAAAAGGAUGAGUCUGAGCGUUCAGAGGAAAGUUCUGCUCAUUUAAGCUCUUCGUCUGGUUCUUCUGGUGAUUUGGGACCACCAGAAGGUCCAGAGAUGAAUACUCAAGUUUAUGCUGGUGCUCUGAAGAAUACAGAAAGUUCCUCAGAUGGCACAGAGCUCCACAUUGGGACUGCGGAGUCACAAAUUGCUAAAACUGAUGAAAAUGCAGCUCCUGGAGGCGACGUCAACCCUCAGAAGAUACCAGAUCAAGAAGAAGCACUUUUAAGUGGUGCUCAAUCAUCUUGUUACCAUGAUAAGGCUGAAGCAACUUCUCAAAACCUCCAGUCCGGGUUGGAAGCCGAGAACAUGCAGAACGUUUCUGAGGUCCACAGCGCCGCUGAGCUCAUGCGCUCUGAAGCUGUGGAUCUCCAAACCCAGAUGAAGAUCUGGAGCGAGAUCAUCCUCUCGGAACCCUCGACCCCUCAGUGCUCGGCGUCCGGACACGUCUGGCUCCCGGAGAGCCCCAUCCCUCCACCGCAGCUCAACUCCACCGAGCUGGGCGUGGCUUUAACCCCUAAACCAGAACGGAGGGUCACCAUGGACUUCUCCAACGUUGGGAAAGGUCCUCUCCAGGACCAGCUCAGGAAAAUGGCUGAGCUUCUCAUCGCCGCGUCGGGGAAGAUAGCGGCUCCGCCCGCGGUGGUGCCGGCGCUGCAGCAUAACGCCUGUGUGGGGACGUCGCCGGCGGCACAGCGGGAACGGAGCACCAACACGUCUGUCGUCAUGGAGGAGAAGGUGGAGGUCCAGGUCUCAGAUGCCUGCACCUCGACCGAUUCUCUGCUCUGGAGCGUGAGUCGCAGCAGUGUUGAGUCUCUAUCUCGCCCCGAGCUGGAGCAGAAGCUGAUCUCCACCCUCAUCAUGGUGGAGGUCCUGUCCCAGCAGCUCACCCCGGCCCAAAACCAGAACCUCCGCGCCAGAACCGCGCCCAACCCGUCCGACAUCAGAGACCGGCACGUCCAGACGGAGCGCACGGAGCUCAGCCAGAUUGAGCCGUAUAAAGAUCUGUAUCUCACCGCACUACAGCAAAUCCAAACCCUCCAGCAGGACGAAGAAACUCUUCACGGUUUACACCAGAACAUGCAGCUCACACAGGGCACUAUGAUGAACGUUAAAGCAGAUACGGACGAAGCUCUCAGCAGCAUGAAGAACAUCAAACACGUCGUGGAUGAUGAUCAGAAGAUCCUCUCUCAACAGAUGGUGCAGAUGAAGGCUCUGUACCAGCGCUGUAUGGACACCCUGAAGAAGAUGGAGCAGAAGAACAGAGCGUGUGUGAAGGACAGGGAUGAUAUGAAGAUGAAGAUGGAGGAAGCUCUGGAGCAGAAGGCUACGGUGUUACGAGUGCUGGAGCAGCUGCGUUCCCAUCACACAGAGCAGAUAUCUGAUCUCCAGCGCAGCCUCGGAUCCCACCAGGAGCUCACAGCGUCACUCACUCACACCUACCCACAACUGGUGGGACUGAACAAGAUGUACCUGGAGUCUCUAGCCGGCGCUAACACACUGCUGAGAGAGAAGCUGGAGGAUCACACGGGGCUUUCUGAGGAGCUGUAUGAAGCUCGGCGGCUCCUCCGGAGGACGAAUCCGGUAGUGCAGAACCUUCAGCGGAGAGCGUCAGCGGCUCUACAGCAGAGCCAGAGACACCAGGAGGAGAAAGAUCACGCUCUGGAGGAGAAAGAACAGAUGGAGAAGCAGCUGGAUGAAGCUCAUUCGAGUCUGGAGGAAGCUGGUCAGCAGAUAGCAGAUCUGAACACACAGAUAACCAUCCUGAGUUCAGAGAUGGCGGUUCUGCGUGAGCGGCUGGGCGAGGCGGAAGGAGAACGUGCUCAACUGCAGAGGCAGACGACCGAACUCUCGGCCACAGUCUCGUCCACUCUGGCCUCGUACGCCUUCCUGGAACAAGCGCUCACCUCCGAGACCACCAAACUGCAGCGCUCACUUCACCAGAUUCAGGAGGCCACAGAGAGAGCAGAGAGUCUGCAGGAGGCGCUGCAGGCGUCUGAGCGGCGGGUGGAAGAGCUGGAGCAGGUCCUGGCGCUGAAGGAGAACCUGCUUUCUAAAGUGAGCGCUGAAGCCGAGACCCAGCGCCUGCAGCUGCGCAGACUCACGCAGAUCCAGGGUGAACUCCUGAACACCCGCGAGAUGACGGAGUUCCUGCAGGCGGAGAACGAGCUGACCCGAGAACAGUUAGCUGAGAGUGAAGGGUUGCUGCGUUCACACCUACAGGGGCUGAGAGAGAGAAAUCUGGAGUGUGAGGAUCUCCGGGUGGAACUGAACCAGCUACGGACGGAGAGAGACUCUCUGCAGCAGGAGUUGAUCAGUACUCGUGAUAAAGCUCGUCUGAUGUUGUUGGAUCAGGGAGAGCAGCUCGCUCAGGCCACGCUGGAUACAUCAUUACUGCUACAGAGAGUGGGUGCCGUCAUCAAGAACUGCAGCCCUGACCAGAGCUCUGAUCCUCCUCGUCUCCCUCAGUCCUCCUUCGUCACCUCAGUUAUUCAAGCACUGACUGAGGAGCAGCCCUCUGAUACACCUACAGAUGCAGUGGCUUCUGUAGAGGAAGAGGACCUGAUUGAGAGCAUCGGCGGCAGGAGCAGCGCCUUCACACGCAUCGCUCCUUCUGAACCCCAGAACACUGAUGGGAACCAGCGCACCACUCUGCUGGAGUUGUUGGCGUCUGUGGGUGAGAGUGUGUCAGAGCUUCAGUCGGCCGUCGAGCAGCUCGAAGUACACAAGGACUCUGAGAUACACAACCUGCACAAAAACAUCGCUGACCUGCAGGAGGCACUAGAGGCCGAGUCCCAGCAGCACAGGGCUGAAGGUGCAGAGCUGAGACAGCAGGUGGAGCGUCUCAGAGCUCAGCUGGAGAAAGAGGCUCAGGUGCUGCAGCAGAAAACCCAGGAUGAGAAAGCUCUGAGGAGGCUGUGCAGUGAUCUGGAGGAGAAACUGGAGGCAGCACAGAAACAUCGAGCAGAAAACAACGAGCUGCGCAGGGAGGGGGCGGAACUGCGGCGGGCGCUGCAGCAGUCUCAGGUGGAGGUGCAGGCUCUUAGGGCGGAGAUAAACAGAUCAGCUGACCAAUCGACAGCCAGCACGAAGGUCCUGGACGACAGGAUCCGCCUACUCAGAGAGGUGGAGAAACUGAAGGCCAGUCUGAUGGAGGUGGAGGAAUCCAGAGCUAAACUGCUGGAGAGAGCGAAGAGACACCAAAUGGUUCACGCGAUGAAUCAGACGAAGCUGGAGCGAGAGCUUCACAUGCUGGACGACAUGAUUGAAGCUGUGAGGAAGGCUCUGUCGUCAGUUCCAGAUGUGGUGAACAGCUGCCCCGAGCUUCAGAAGCUGGUGGAAUUCCUCGGAUGAGCGAAACGAGAAUCUGAUACACACGUCCCAACUUAUUUUAAUCCGAAUUUAAUAACUUUGCUAAUAAAAUCUCUUUGAUGUAAAAA